UGAGGGAAGAAAAGUUAGCUAACCUAUAGUAUCUCAGCACAACACCGUUUGCACGGAUCAAGUGUGGAACUAACUGCAGGGAAGAUCUGAUAGUGGUCAGGAGCGGCGAAGACAGUUGUGGUAAUACGUUCUCCUGAAGAAAUGGUUCUGUCAGUGCGGGGAUAUAACCGGACUGCGAAGUAACAUUUCUAUGACAGACGGCAAUAAUUGACCAGGGGGCUACCGCGCUUUUCCUGUGGCAACCGGGAUUCUCGAGGCUAUAUGGAGAGGAUGUCGGGAUGGCUUGCACGAGGAGAACCAAGACUUUGGUGUCAACAUGUGUUAUCUUGAGCGGAAUGACCAAUAUUGCAUGUCUUCUGUAUGUCGGUUGGGUCACCAAUUACCUCGCGAAUGUGUACAUCAAAGUUCCCGAACCUGUUCCGGAGAAAAAGUUGGAAGAGGACAGCAAAGGGGAAACUUUGAGGAUUAUACAACGACUUGAUCGACUCGAGAAUGUUGUCAACCAGCACAUACAAGAGACGCCUCCAAAGGCGGACGAGAACAUGGCGGCGGAGUCUUUCUCGGACUCAUCGCUGUUCUCCCGCUGGGGCCAGGACCUGAGCCCGGAGACGCGGCGUGUUGCGCUGAAGAAGUUCCAGUACUACGGCUACAACAGCUACCUCAGCGACCGGCUUGCCCUGGAUCGGCACAUCCCUGACCUGAGGCCUGAUGGGUGCAAGAACAGCUCAUAUCCCGCAGACCUCCCGCAGGUCAGCAUCGUUUUUAUUUUCGUAAACGAGGCACUGUCGGUCAUCCUGCGUUCGGUCCACUCUGCCAUCCAAAGAACGCCCUCCCACCUCCUCAAAGAGAUCGUACUGGUGGAUGACAACAGCAGCAGCGAGGAGCUGAAGGAGAAGCUGCAAGACUUUGUGGACGAGACCAACAGCCAGCGGCCCGGCUUCAUCAAGGUGGUCCGGCACGCCAAGCAGGAGGGGCUGAUCCGAUCCCGGGUGAGCGGCUGGAGGGCCGCCAGCGCCCCCGUGGUGGCGCUGUUCGACGCACACGUGGAGUUCAACAUCGGAUGGGCUGAACCUGUUCUGCAGAGAAUUAAGGAGGACAGAACUCGAAUAAUAUCCCCGUCUUUUGACAACAUCAAGUAUGACACAUUCGAGAUCGAGGAGUACCCCCUGUCUGCGCAGGGCUUCGACUGGGAGCUCUGGUGUCGCUACCUGAACCCCCCGAAAUCCUGGUGGAAUCAGAAGAACAACUCUGCGCCAAUCAGGAGUCCUGCUCUGAUUGGCUGCUUUGUGGUGGACAGACAGUACUUUGAGGAAAUUGGUCUUCUGGAUGAAGGGAUGGAGGUGUAUGGGGGCGAAAAUGUGGAGCUUGGUAUCAGGGUGUGGCAGUGUGGGGGCAGUGUGGAGGUGCUGCCUUGCGCCCGGAUCGCCCACAUUGAGCGCGCUCACAAGCCCUACACCGAGGACCUGACUGCCCACAUGCGCCGCAAUGCUCUGCGGGUGGCCGAGGUCUGGAUGGAUGAGUUCAAGAGUCACGUCUACAUGGCCUGGAACAUUCCUCAAAAAGACUCGGGCAUUGACAUUGGGGAUAUCUCUGAGAGAAAGGCCCUGAGAAAGAGGCUGAAGUGCAAAACAUUCCGCUGGUACCUGGUGAACAUCUACUCUGAGAUGAGGAUGUACAUGGACACCAUCGCCUACGGAUUGCUGAAGAACUCGCUGAAGAGUGACUUGUGUUUGGACCAGGGGCCUGACACUGACAACGUCCCCAUCCUCUACAUCUGUCACGGGAUGACCCCUCAGAAUGUGUACUACACCAGCACUCAGCAGUUACACAUAGGGGUCUUGAGCCCCACCAUCGACGACGAUGACAACAAGUGCCUGGUGGAUGUGAACAGCAGGCCCCGCCUCAUUGAGUGCAGCUAUGCCAAAGCCAAGCGAAUGAAGCUGUACUGGCUCUUUACUCAGGGAGGCUCCAUCCAGAACAGGAAGUCGAGGCGGUGCCUGGAGCUGGUGGAGAGUGGCAAUAAUGAGUUUGGGUACCAGCUGGCCCUGCAGAAGUGCAGUGGACAGAGCUGGACCGUCACGCACCUGCUGGUGGGAGGCUCACUAUGACCGUGUUAAGACCAGCCUGUCGUGACCCGUCCACAUCCCACACUGAUCCUGAGAGGACUAUCAGAGACCGCAAUGCUUUGGCCUUUCAAACUCCUUUUGCUCUUUAUCAAGGAAAUGGAGCCAAAGUCACAUCUACUGUAUGGUGAUACUUUGAGCUCUUUGACAUCUCUCUGUUUCACCUGAAGAAGUAUUAAGAUAAAUGUCGGACAUUUUUACCAUAUUUAUGUCCUCACAAGUCGGCCACGAUUCGUUGAUUUCUCCGCUCUGCAGUCUGGAGGCUGAAACAUCAGAGUACACAUUUUGCAAGUUCCUUGGUUCUGUGUUGACUGGAUCCAGUACAAUCAUUAAUCUCUGAUACAUAUGAUUAUAGCUUUGCUACUGUGUAGCAAGAGUUUACUAAGUUCCCUGCUGUAUUUGGUCCCUUCUAGUGUCUCAGGUUUGUUGGUUAUGUUUAUUAAGAAAUCAAGCUGUACAGUUUUGAGGAAAAGCUCUUAUGUUGACAUGUCUCAUACUGAAGAUUUUAAGCUAUUUUCUAAAUGUAAAUAAUCAAAAUAUUUAUAAUAUCAGACAGUAAAAAGUGCUGUUGGCAAAAUUGAUGUUUUUGCUUGUUUUUUUGUUUUUUUUGUCCUCUGAAGCCAGUGAACAAAUUGCAGAAAUGGCUUUUAAGAAAGGACCUUGCUUAAUUUAAUGAGGUGAAACAAGGCACUUGAUGAGAGGGAUAAUAGCUCAGUGUGGUGGUGUUUUUUAUUAGAGAAUGUUCCAUUUCUCUCUCGAGCUCUAAUUUAUUUUUUAAAGAGGAGAGAUGUGAAACAGAAGUGUAUAAAUGAGUAUUCAAGGGGGGUUGGCACUCCAUUUGUUAUUUGUUGAUUAACUUCGUAGCUUCAGCUGAGCUUCAGCACAGAAGUGAUUAUUUUACCUCUUUCACUGCAAUAAGGGACUCAAAAUUCAUGUGAAGCCAGGGUCUUUUAAGUGCAGUUAAUAAGUGAGUGACCAAGCAUGGAGAACACGUUCUGUUUUCUGUUUUUUUUAAUGCAUUUUGUUUUCUUCAUUAAAAAUCCAUUGGGUUUCCUGUUU
Messenger RNA from Conger conger (European conger), 3182 nucleotides. Its product is annotated as polypeptide N-acetylgalactosaminyltransferase 18-like. The transcript is spliced from 11 exons. The coding region runs from base 279 to 2108 and encodes 609 amino acids. Gene Ontology annotation, cellular component: Golgi apparatus. Lineage: Eukaryota; Metazoa; Chordata; Actinopteri; Anguilliformes; Congridae. The record is from RefSeq and is a predicted model, not a curated record.